CGGGCGGUGCGGUAUGCCGAGGUGGCCGGCCUGCCUGUGCAGUAUGGCCUCUAUUCUUCCUUCAUGGGCUGCUUUGUCUACUGCUUCCUGGGAACUGCCAAAGAUGUGACGCUGGGUCCCACUGCCAUCAUGUCGCUGCUUGUCUCUUCUUACGCGUUCCAUGAUCCCGUCUAUGCCGUCCUGCUUGCCUUCCUGUCGGGCUGCAUCCAGCUGGCCAUGGGGCUCCUACGUCUCGGUUUUCUUCUGGACUUUAUAUCCUGCCCAGUCAUUAAAGGGUUCACUUCAGCUGCUUCAAUCACCAUUAGCUUCAACCAGGUCAAGAACAUCCUGGGACUGCAGGGAAUCCCUCGGCAGUUUUUCCUGCAGGUGUAUCAAACGCUGAGGAGGAUCGGGGAGACCAGGGCUGGGGACGCCAUCCUUGGGCUGGUCUGCCUGGUGGCACUUACAGGGCUCGGGGCAAUGAAGAGUCGCCUCCCCAGAGCUCCCAGUGUGGAGCCGCUGUCCACCAGGGUCAGUUAUCUCAUCGUCUGGAUCUCUGCCACGGCGCGUAAUGCCCUCGUGGUCCUGUUUGCUGGCCUGGUUGCUUACUCCUUCCAGGUGAUGGGCUCUCAGCCGUUCACGCUCACUGGGAAGAUCCCCCAAGGACUUCCUGCGUUCCAACUGCCGCUGUUUUCUGAGGUCGCCCCCAAUGGCACUGUCCCCUUCAGCAGGGGGUUCUACCAGGACAUGGGAGCCGGACUGGCCGUGGUCCCGCUCAUGGGCCUGCUGGAGACCAUUGCGAUUGCCAAGGCUUUUGCCUCACAGAACGAUUACAGGAUUGACCCCAACCAAGAGCUACUGGCUAUGGGCAUCACCAACAUCCUGGGCUCUUUCGUCUCAUCGUACCCUGUCACAGGCAGCUUCGGGCGGACAGCGGUGAAUGCGCAGACGGGUGUGUGCACCCCCGCGGGCGGGCUCGUCACAGGUAGAGGCUGCGCCCCCUCCGUGCCCAGCACCGCCUACCUGACCUCCUUCUUCUACUACAUCCCCAAAGCGGCGCUGGCUGCCGUCAUCAUCUGUGCUGUGGUUCCGAUGUUCGACGCUGGGAUCUUCAGGACACUGUGGCGGGUUAAGAGGCUGGACCUUGUGCCCCUGUCCGUGACGUUCCUGCUCUGCUUCUGGGAGGUCCAGUACGGCAUUGUGGCCGGGGUGCUGGUCUCAGGGGUUCUCCUGCUCUACCCCAUUGCCAGGCCCCCAAUAAAGGUAUCUGACCGGGGAGAGCUCCUCGUGCAGCCUGGGAGCAGCCUGCAUUUCCCAGCCAUUGAGUACCUGCGGGACACUGUGUGCAGACACGCUCUGGCAGCGUCUUCACCAUGCUCCGUCAUCCUGGACUGCCGCCACAUCAGCAGCAUCGAUUACACAGUGGUGGUGGGGCUGGCAGAUCUGCUGCAGGAGCUGCGCAAGGAAGGCCUCUCCCUGGCCUUCUGCGACCUGCAGGAAAACGUUCUCCAAGUCUUGCUGUCUGCAGACUUAGAAGAAUUCCAGCAUUUCACCAGCUGGCAGGAGGCAGAGCAGCGCGGCAAAGCGGAGCUGGGGAGCAGCCGGGCCGCGCUGCUCCCCUGCGCCGAGAGCUCGCCGCGGGCCUCGGGGCGCAUCCAGCCGGGCGCCUUCGCAGGGGGCGCGUCUCGCUGAAG
Molecule: messenger RNA, 1673 nt
Organism: Struthio camelus australis
Lineage: Eukaryota; Metazoa; Chordata; Aves; Struthioniformes; Struthionidae
Source: RefSeq, a predicted model, not a curated record